UAUAUUAGGCCUAGGGUAGCUGUGCCAUCUGAGAAGAUGAACUUCGAUAUUAGGAGUCCACUGGAAUGAAGGAAUCAAAGAAGUACUCUGAGUGGGCGAAAAUUUCUCCCGACAUUUAUCUCUUUCUAAAAAAAUGGGGAAAAUCAAUUUAAAACCCUAUUAUUUAUGUAUGCUUUGAAUAGGGAGUGAGGGCGCAAAUGAUUUUAUUAGUGGGUCCGCAACACCCCCACAACAUCUGCAUCUAAUUCUACAUGAGUAGUUGUUAUUGUUCAAUGGAUGGUGGGUUGAGGACUUCAGGUGGUUACAUUGAGAGAGUGGCAGCCUAGCAUGUCCCUUCCUUUGAUUGCUAGGGUAUAGCUAGUUUUUUUUUACUUCAAUGGCAUGCAAGGUUUUAUUUGAGUUAUUUACUGUCUAAUAACCAAUCAGGGGGAUGUCCCUCCUUCAACUAUGUUUCCUUCGUAAGUGAUCAUUGGAUUUUUGAAAUGUCACUUCUAUGAUCCUAAAAUAUUAAGGUUUAAAAAAUAAAAUGGUUCUGUUUAUGUUUUUGGAUGCCACAUAAGUCCAUAUAGCAAAUGUGAAGCGUUAUGCUUAGGGUCAUUUCCAAUUGCAUAAGCCCAUGCCCCACUUUAACCCAUUGUUCAAUAUCCCGGAAGCAGGCUGUACUAGAUCUUCAUGAUCUUCAUUUUUAUGUUUUAGGAUAGCUCUUCAACGAGCAAGUAAGGAAAUAUAUAUCUCUCUUUUUUUUUUUUAAUUCAUUAUCCAUCUCAUUUAUUUUCCUUCUUAUUUGAAUUAUACAGGCAUGAAGGGAAGUUAAUAAAAUCAAUUGUUCAAGCUGCUUGGGGUGAAUUAAGAAAGAGCCCCUUGACUGUUUCUGAUGAGAUGGUCGGUAUCGAACCUCAUGUAGAAAAAAUGAAGAAGUUACUAAACAUUGAAUCUAAAGAUAGAUGGAUUGUGGGUAUCCAUGGCUUAGGUGGCAUUGGUAAGACAACAAUUGCCAGGUGUGUUUACAAUAUAGUCUAUCAUGACUUUGAAGGAUGUAGCUUUAUAGCAGAUGUUCGAGAAACUUUCCAAACAAGAGGAGUUGUCCAUUUGCAGAGUCAACUUAUCACUAAUAUCUUGAACCUAGAGAACCCAAACGUUACUAGUGUUGAUCAAGGAAUUGAUGUGAUUAAAAAAAGAUUAUCUAAUAAAAAAGUUCUUAUUGUUCUUGAUGAUGUGGAUGAACAUACUUAUUUAAAAUCAAUAAUUGGGAAGGGUGAUUGGUUUGGUUUUGGAAGUAAGAUUAUUAUUACAACAAGGGACAAGCAUGUAUUAGAUAAUCUUGAAGUAGACGGAGCUUACAAGCCCAGUGAAAUGGAUUCAGAUCAAUCUCUUAAACUUUUUUGCAAACAUGCCUUCAAAAUGGACCUACCACCGGAAAAUUAUUUGGAUAUCUCAAAAGAUAUUGUCAAAACCACUGGAGGACUUCCUUUGGCUCUUGAGGUUAUAGGUUCAUAUUUAUUUCGUAAAGGAGAAUCAGCAUGGAAAGACACAGUGAAGAAGUUGGCCAGAACUCCACAUGAAGCGGUGCAAAAGAAGUUGAGGAUAAGCUAUGAUGGGUUAAAUCAUGAGGAGAAAGAGAUGUUUCUUGAUAUUGCUUGUUUUUUUAUUGGAAUGGAUAAGAAUACUGCAUGUUACAUAUGGGAUGGCUGUGACUUUUUCCCUGGAAGUGGAAUUGAAACUCUCCACCUAAAGUCACUGGUUAAGAUUGAUGAAAGAAAUAAUUUACGUAUGCAUGAUCAGUUAAGAGAUCUCGGAAGGGAAAUUGUUCGUGAAGAAAGCCUUGAGCUUGGAGAACGUAGUAGGUUGUGGAAACAUGUGGAGAUAUUGGAAGUAUUGAGUGAUCAAAAGGGGACAAGGAAAGUUGAAGGACUUUGUGGUACCUUCCCCCGCGAGUUGGAAAAAAGCCCAUGUAUGGUGAUUGAAGGAUUUGCUGCUAUGACUAAACUAAGGUUGCUUAAAGUCGAUAAUGCCAAGGUUGCUGGAGACUUGGUGCAUUCUUUUCCAGAACUGAGAUGGCUUAGUUGGGAAGGAUGCCCUAUACAAUUUACACCAACCAAUCUAAGAAAAUUAUGUGUUCUUGAUCUGUCAUGGAGUGACAUAACAGAAAGCUGGAUGGGUUGGAACUAUAUCAAGGAGGCAAAAACUCUUAAAGUUCUGAAUUUGACUUAUUGUUCUAAACUAUCCCGAACUCCAGACUUAUCAGAAAAUGUACAACUGAAGGAAUUGAUUCUUGAAGGGUGUUCAAAGUUGGCUACAAUUGACGCAUCCAUUGGUCAUCUUAAGAGGUUAGUCACAUUGAACAUGCAGAGCUGCCACCGUCUAAUGCAUAUCCCAAUUACCAGCAUUUGUGAGUUGAGUUAUCUCAAAACACUUGACAUUAGAGAUGCAAUAAUCGACCAGUUGCCAGAAACAUUGGGCCGCUUGGAAGCCUUAACGGAGCUAUACGUUGACUUUUCUACAAUACAGUUACCUAGUUCAAUAGGUCAUCUGAGAAACCUCAAAACUUUAAGUACUGGACAUGUUUAUAAUUAUUUUCGAAAAUCGUCUCAUAUGGAGUUGGAGAUGGAUCUCCCGAAGCUUCCUCCAAGUUUGAAAUAUUUGGAUGCUUCCAGUUGCAAAAUGAAAUCACUCCCAUGGCUGUCAAAUCUGACAGAUUUAGAGGAAUUGUACCUUUCUAACUGUCCGUAUCUGGCGGAGAUACCAACUACUAUCAAUGCUCUUACAAAGUUGGAGUCAUUCCAUUUAGGAAAUUGCCCUCACCUCCAACACAUCUCAAAUCUUCCCUCAAGUCUAAAGAGCGUGAAGUUUUGUUAUUGUGAAAAUUUGAGAGAAAUAUCAUUUUUCUCAAACAUGAGAAAUUUAGAGAUAUUAUCUCUUCUUCAUUGCUCAAGUCUAGCAAAAAUUGAAAGCCUUGAAGGAUUAGAUUCCCCGCAGCAGUUUCAGAUGAAAGGUUGUCACUCAUUGAGAAAAUUGACGAAACCUCAGGGCUUGCAAAAAUCGUUGCACAUAGAGUUGAAGAAUGUUGGCUUAUCUGAGAUUGAAGGGCUUGAGGUAUUCUACUCCAUUGAGAGGUUGAAUAUAGUGAAUUUACCAUUAUUAAGAAUAAUUCCAAAUUUAUCAAGCUCCAAGAAUCUUGUGCACCUUAACAUUCAAAACUGCCCAUCAUUGAGAAUGAUACAACUUCCCAAAACACUGUGUGAAUUAGAUAUCAGAGAGUGUGACAAGUUAUCUGAGAUUGAGGGUGUUGAGGAUUUGGAAUCUUUGACAAGAUUUUGUCUCAAGGGCUGUGAAUCAAUAAAACAAUUGCCAGACUUAUCCAACUUGAAGACCUUAAAGAAUUUAAGCACUUGUGCCCUGCCACUAGAAAUUAAGUGUUUUUUUGAGGGAUUGGAAUCUUUGGAAAAAUUAACCUUAUAUGGAUCCAAAUCAUUAAAAGCAUUUCCGGAUUUCUCUCCCUUGAAGAACCUGAAACAUCUAAAACUCUCUGAGUGUGAGAAUUUAACGGAGAUCCCAAGUGUUGGCAGAUUGGAGUCCUUGGAAGUAUUGAUUGUGGAAAGUUGCAAAUCAAUGGAAACAUUACCAGAUUUCUCUAACUUGACAAAGCUACGGGAAUUAAAAAUCCAGGGUUGUGAGAAGGUAACUGAAAUUCAGGGAGUUGAUAGGUUGGAAAUUCUAGAGAUCUUUUGUUUUGGUAAGUGCAUUUCUAUUGAAACAGUACCAUGUAUGUCAAAGUUAAAGAACUUGACGACUCUAUCAGUUGUCAACUGCGAGAAGUUAACCGAGAUUCAAGGUGUGGACGGGUUAGAAUCCUUACAGAAGUUCAUUGUUGAUGGAUGCAUUUCUAUUGAAACAUUACCAUGUAUGUCAAAGCUAAAGAACUUAAAGACUCUAUCAGUUGUCGGCUGUGAGAAGUUAACCGAGAUUCAAGGUGUGGGCGAGUUGGAAUCCUUAGAGUCAUUCAAUGUUUGUGGAUGCAUUUGUAUUGAAACGAUACCAUGUCUAUCGAACUUAAAGAAGUUGAGGACUCUAUCAGCUGUCGGCUGCGAGAAAUUAAAUGAAAUUCAAGGUGUGGACCAAUUAGAAUCCUUAGGGUCAUUUAGAGUUAGAGGAUGCAUUGCUAUCGAGACAUUGCCAUGUUUGUCAAACUUAAAGAACUUGAGGACUCUAUUAGCUGCCGACUGCAAGAAGUUAACCGAGAUUCAAGGUGUGGGCGAGUUGGAAUCCUUAGAGUCAUUCAAUGUUUGUGGAUGCAUUUCUAUUGAAACGAUACCAUGUCUAUCGAACUUAAAGAAGUUGAGGACUCUAUCAGCUGUCGGCUGCGAGAAAUUAACUGAAAUUCAAGGUGUGGACCAAUUAGAAUCCUUAGAGUCAUUUAGAGUUAGAGGAUGCAUUGCUAUCGAGACAUUGCCAUGUCUAUCGAACUUAAAGAAGUUGAGGACUCUAUCAGCUGUCGGCUGCGAGAAAUUAACUGAAAUUCAAGGUGUGGACCAAUUAGAAUCCUUAGAGUCAUUUAGAGUUAGAGGAUGCAUUGCUAUCGAGACAUUGCCAUGUCUAUCGAACUUAAAGAAGUUGAGGACUCUAUCAGCUGUCGGCUGCGAGAAAUUAACUGAAAUUCAAGGUGUGGACCAAUUAGAAUCCUUAGAGUCAUUUAGAGUUAGAGGAUGCAUUGCUAUCGAGACAUUGCCAUGUUUGUCAAACUUAAAGAACUUGAGGACUCUAUCAGCUGCCGACUGCAAGAAGUUAACCGAGAUUCAAGGUGUGGACGAGUUGGAAUCCUUAGAGUCAUUCAAUGUUAGUGGAUGCAUUUCUAUUGAAACAUUACCAUGUCUGUCAAAGUUAAAGAAGUUGAGGAUUCUGUUAGCUGUCGGCUGCGAGAAGUUAACCAAUAUUCAAGGUAUGGAUGGGUUAGAAUCCUUAGAGAAGUUUGAUGUUAGUGGAUGCAUUUCUAUCGAAAUAUUUCCAUGUCUGUCAAACUUAAAGAACUUAAGGUUUCUAUUCGUCGUCGACUGCAAGAAGUUAAUCAAGAUUCAAGGUGUGGAUGAGUUGGAAUCCUUAGAGGAGUUCGAUGUUAGUGGAUGCAUUUCUAUUGAAACAUUACCAUGUCUGUCAAAGUUAAAGAAGUUGAGGAUUCUGUUAGCUGUCGGCUGCGAGAAGUUAACCAAUAUUCAAGGUAUGGAUGGGUUAGAAUCCUUAGAGAAGUUCGAUGUUAGUGGAUGCAUUUCUAUCGAAAUAUUUCCAUGUCUGUCAAACUUAAAGAACUUAAGGUUUCUAUUCGUCGUCGACUGCAAGAAGUUAAUCAAGAUUCAAGGUGUGGAUGAGUUGGAGUCCUUAGAGGAGUUCGAUGUUAGUGGAUGCAUUUCUAUUGAAACAUUACCAUGUCUGUCAAAGUUAAAGAAGUUGAGGAUUCUGUUAGCUAUCGGCUGCGAGAAGUUAACCAAUAUUCAAGGUAUGGAUGGGUUGGAAUCCUUAGAGGAGUUCGAUGUUAGUGGAUGCAUUUCUAUCGAAACAUUUCCAUGUAUGUCAAACUUAAAGAGCUUGACGACUCUAUUAGUUGUCGGCUGUAAGAAGUUGACUGAGAUUCAAGGUAUGGAUGGGUUGGAAUCCUUAGAGGAGUUCGAUGUUAGUGGAUGCAUUUCUGUCGAAACAUUACCAUGUCUGUCAAAAUUAAAGAAGUUGAGGACUCUAUCAGUUGUCGGCUGUAAGAAGUUAACUGAGUUUCAAGGUGUGGACGAGUUGGAAUCCUUAGAGGAGUUCGAUGUUAGUGGAUGCAUUUCUAUCGAAACAUUUCCAUGUAUGUCAAACUUAAAGAGCUUGAGGAGUCUAUCAGCUUCCGACUGCAAGAAGUUAACUGAGAUUCAAGGUGUGGACGAGUUGGAAUCCUUAGAGUCAUUCAAUAUUAGUGGAUGCAUUUCUAUUGAAACAUUACCAUGUCUAUCAAAGUUAAAGAAGUUGAGGACUCUAUCUACUGUCGGCUGUGAGAAGUUAACCAAAAUUCAAGGUGUGGACGAGUUGGAAUCCUUAGAGGAGUUCAAUGUUAGUGGAUGCAGUUUUAUUGAAGCAUUAUCAUAUUUUCCCCAAUGUCAAAAAAAAUGUUAAGGAUUUUAUAAGCUGUCGACUUCAAGAAGUUAACUGAGGUUCAUGGUGUGGGCGAGUUGGAAUUCUUAUAGUCAGUUCAUUGUUAGUGGAUGCAUAUCCAUGAAAUUACCAGAUUUGUCAAGUUUCAAAUCAAAAAAAUUAUGGAGUCCAUCUUUCUUGAGUUGAGAGAGUGACAAUCUACUUGAGAUCUGUCUUGGUGAUCUUCAUACCUACAGGGAACGUGAUUACGUACAAUUGAGUGCACAAGCCCCAUCUAUCAUAGGUCAUGGUCUAGGGAGGAGCUUCAACCCUCAAUCAUUGCAGGUUAUUGGAAGUCCUUUUGGGGGUCCUGAUUCUGAUUUACGAAUGCCUUGUUCUGUAUCUGUUAAGGUAAACAAGGCA
Macadamia integrifolia is the source of this 6519-nucleotide messenger RNA. Its product is annotated as disease resistance protein L6-like. The transcript has 4 exons. Gene Ontology annotation, molecular function: ADP binding. Gene Ontology annotation, biological process: defense response. The record is from RefSeq and is a predicted model, not a curated record. The coding region runs from base 880 to 6138 and encodes 1752 amino acids. Lineage: Eukaryota; Viridiplantae; Streptophyta; Magnoliopsida; Proteales; Proteaceae.